AUGACCACAAUGUCAAGAGGACUCGAUGUCCAGAGCGCCAUCCUCCCCGGCGGGGGCAGUUUCAACAUGUGGCAUGAUUACAAAAAUCUGAAUCUGUUGGAGAGGCAGCAGCAACCAAGAGGAGGAAACCCGGACAAAGGGUGCCCAAAGAUGGGCCAAGUGGCGUUCUGGCGUAAGGUCCGGACUUCAACUCGGGAGAAGAAAUCCUCCAAAAACUCAUCGGAGUCCAGUCCAGCCAGCAGCGUGUCGGACACCAGCUGCAGCGUGACCUCCACGGACUACUGCCGCUUCUGCAAGCAGAACUGGGAGAUUCUUAGGGUGUACCGAUCUCACAAGCUGAAAUCAGAUGACGGGAAUUUUUUUUGCCCCAUCCUGCGGAACUACACCUGCCCCGCCUGUGAAGCCACAGGCGAUUGGAAAGAUGCUGACCAGAGGCGCAGGUUCUGA
This is a messenger RNA of Archocentrus centrarchus (flier cichlid), 447 nucleotides long. Its product is annotated as nanos homolog 1-like. The record is from RefSeq and is a predicted model, not a curated record. Gene Ontology annotation, molecular function: RNA binding; zinc ion binding. NCBI's taxonomy places the organism in Eukaryota, Metazoa, Chordata, Actinopteri, Cichliformes, Cichlidae.